This is a messenger RNA of Rotaria sp. Silwood1, 735 nucleotides long. The record is from the annotation of a GenBank genome assembly. Lineage: Eukaryota; Metazoa; Rotifera; Eurotatoria; Philodinida; Philodinidae.
AUGAUUCGUCUUUCUUGUGGCAUCAGAAUUACACGUAUAAUUUUGCUUGUUUUGAAUAUUCUUUUUAUUCUACUUGGUUUUGCAUUAUUGGGAUUUGGAAUUUAUCUUAAAGUAAGCAAAAAAUUUGAUGUAGCAUUAUCAGAUCAUAUUAAUGCACAAAUUAUUGGUGGAGAAGCUAUUGCAGUUGUUGGAGUAAUCUUAAUUGUUGCUGGUAUUUUUACAAUAUUUUUAUCUUUAUUUGGUUGUUUAGGUGCUCUAUUCAAAAAUCGGCUGUUUCUCUAUUUAUAUGGAGUAAUUCUUAGUAUUUUAAUGAUUUUGGAAUUGGCUGCAUUUAUUACAACGAUGAGUUCUCGUGUUCGUGUACGUGAUAGUUAUGAAACUGGUCUUUGGACAGUAUUUAGGAAUGCAUAUGACAGUAAUCGAUCAGAUCUCAUUAAACAAGUAGAAGAUUUAGAAAUAGAAUUCCAAUGUUGUGGUGUCACAGAUUACAAUGAUUAUGCAACAGUAAAUUUCACAGUUCCGGCAUCAUGUCAUAAAGAUCAGUCAUUAUCUAAACCUAUAAAUAAAAAAGGUUGUGCUGAUGCCAUUAUUGAUUGGAUAUGGGAUGAAUUGCCAGUAAUCGGUGGUAUCAUAGGUGCUAUAAUAUUUAUUGAAAUUUUUGGAGUUAUCUCUUCAAUUUCAUUGGCUGUUGCUAUUUCACAUUAUUCAUAUGGGGAACUGUAUGGAAAAUUAUAA